UUGACCACGUGCUUCCAGAACCUGGAUCGAGUUUACUGACCUCCUUUGAGAAGUGGCAUGAGGCAGCUGACACCAAAUCCUGCUGCGAUUACUCUCUCCAUGUGGACAUCACCAGCUGGUAUGACGGGAUUCGAGAAGAGCUGGAAAUACUGGUGCAAGACAAAGGUGUGAACUCUUUUCAAGUCUACAUGGCCUACAAAGAUCUCUACCAAAUGUCCGACAGCCAGCUUUAUGAAGCCUUUACCUUUCUAAAAAGCCUUGGGGCUGUUAUCCUGGUCCACGCUGAAAAUGGAGACUUGAUAGCUCAGGAACAAAAGCGUAUCCUGGAGAUGGGAAUCACCGGGCCCGAGGGACACGCCCUGAGCAGACCUGAGGAGCUUGAAGCAGAAGCAGUUUUCCGUGCCAUCACCAUUGCCAGUCGAAUAAACUGCCCAGUGUACAUCACCAAGGUGAUGAGCAAGAGUGCGGCUGAUAUCAUUGCACUGGCCAGAAAGAAAGGUCCCCUUGUUUUUGGAGAGCCGAUCACUGCCAGCUUGGGGACAGAUGGGACACAUUACUGGAGCAAAAACUGGGCCAAGGCUGCAGCUUUUGUGACCUCGCCACCUCUGAGCCCUGAUCCUACCACUCCAGACCACUUAAAUUCACUCUUAGCAUGUGGGGACCUGCAGGUGACGGGAAGUGGACAUUGCCCGUAUAGCACUGCCCAGAAAGCCGUUGGAAAGGACAACUUCACUAUGAUUCCUGAAGGGGUCAACGGAAUUGAGGAAAGAAUGACUGUUGUCUGGGACAAGGCUGUAGCCACAGGUAAGAUGGACGAGAGCCAGUUUGUAGCUGUCACCAGUACCAAUGCUGCCAAAAUCUUUAAUCUGUAUCCAAGAAAAGGCCGGAUUGCUGUAGGAUCGGAUGCUGAUGUGGUUAUUUGGGACCCUGAUAAGGUGAAGACUAUAACAGCUAAAAGCCAUAAAUCGGCUGUUGAGUACAACAUCUUUGAAGGAAUGGAGUGCCAUGGUGCUCCGCUCGUGGUCAUAAGCCAAGGGAAGAUUGUGUUUGAAGAUGGAAAUCUGCACGUAAAUAAGGGAAUGGGCCGCUUCAUCCCUCGCAAACCUUUCCCUGAAUAUCUUUACCAGCGCAUCAAAAUCAGGAAUAAG
Molecule: messenger RNA, 1148 nt
Organism: Balearica regulorum gibbericeps (East African grey crowned-crane)
Lineage: Eukaryota; Metazoa; Chordata; Aves; Gruiformes; Gruidae
Source: RefSeq, a predicted model, not a curated record